Tigriopus californicus is the source of this 2019-nucleotide messenger RNA. Its product is annotated as leucine-rich repeat and WD repeat-containing protein 1-like. Gene Ontology annotation, cellular component: nuclear origin of replication recognition complex. The transcript is spliced from 5 exons. NCBI's taxonomy places the organism in Eukaryota, Metazoa, Arthropoda, Copepoda, Harpacticoida, Harpacticidae. Gene Ontology annotation, biological process: establishment of protein localization to chromatin; chromatin organization. The record is from RefSeq and is a predicted model, not a curated record. The coding region runs from base 152 to 1531 and encodes 459 amino acids. Gene Ontology annotation, molecular function: protein binding; chromatin binding.
GAGAUAUAUUUAUAUCGAAUUGUCGCUCUUUUCUUGCAGACAGAUCCGCUUGUUUGAGAGUGCCGUAGUCAACCCUCCCUUGGGAUCAUCAGUAUUAAUACAACGCCCACAUUGGAUUGGCCUUCCAAAUAGUGAAUUACAGUAAAUCAUCAUGCCGGACAAAAGGAAAAGUGACCGAAUGUCUGCCCAUGGCAACCAGAAGAAGCUCAAAACUACAGAAGAUAACACCGAAGUUCUAGCCUACGAGCCUGUGCAUUUCAUUCGUUCUCACAGCAAGAACAAUGAUCCAGCAGAUAUUCAAACUCAGAUUUGGGAAGUCGUGUUCGAGCCAGACCCAGUUAAUCCAGAAAAAACGACCUCAUUGGUGGCCACAUGUGGUGGAAACUCCAUCUGCAUCAUUGAUGUGAAUGCAGGCACAGUGCUCAUGAAAUACAAACACAAGGACCUGAAGGAAAACUUUUACACGCUUGCAUGGACGACUCUGACAUUGGGUGAAGAGAAGACCAAUAUUCUCGUAUCGGGAGGGAUUCGUGGUGAAAUCCGAAUGUUUCAUCCCAAGCAUCGGGUGUGCUUCCACGAAUGGCGUCCAGUUGAUAAGAAAUCCAUCGCCGUCAAUUCCCUCGUUUUCCAUUCCGAAAAGCCCACGUGGCUCUUUUGUGGAACUAGUGACGGGUACGUGACGCUCUGGGAUGUAAGUUACCCUACCUUGCCCUCUUACGACGGCGUGAAUCCGGUCCAAUUACUCCGCUUGUUUCCGGACUACGGGGAUGUGUACAAUAUCGCCUGGACGGGUAGCAAUCGUUGGCUCCUCGCGGGAACUGCUGCUGGUCUCGUUGGGUGGAACAUUGAAGACGACAAAGUCAUUAACUCGAACAAACAAUACAAACCCAAGAUGGUGGAUUUCAUUAUGCCUGAGAGCAAACGUGAUGAAGGUGAGAAUCCCAUCGUUGAUUCAUUGGCCGUGGCGUCCGAAUGGAACAUUGUGAGCAAGUGUGCCUUACAUGGACUCAUCUAUGUUUGGGAUCUCAAGGCCACUAUCGAGGGUAUCAAGAAAGAAGACCUCAAGACUGACACGAGUGAUGCAAAUACGGACGGAGCUGAGGACAAAGCCGUGAUCGAACAAGACGUCACCAUGUUGGCUCGUUUGCGAUGGUCAGACACCGACAAUUUCUACAUGAACUUGGGCUGUCACAAAGGUAAAGGCUUGAUUUGUUGCGGUGAUGACAAAGGCUCAUUAUGGUUGUACAACCAACCGCAAUUUGGCAAGGACGGAGCCACCGCCAUCAAAGACACGGUUGAAAAUUCUGCCCGACUUAGUUGGCCCGAGUUGCAAGACGACCACUUGGAGAACACUCGAAAGGUUCCACUCGAUCGCCACGAUAUCAUCAUCGACAAAGUGGCCGCUUCCCACGACAACAACCACAUCGUGGCCGUGACUUCGAAUAAUAUGGUGUGUAUUUGGAAAAGAACCGACGAAAACGCUAGUUCCACCGUGUCGGGGGGUGGAACCGGGGCUGGAUCUGAAAAUUGAUCCCAUCUCCACCGCCCCCUCCCCCCUCAUCCCUCCAUCUCGUCAACCCGAAUGAAAACAGACACCACACCAAUAUCUAGCAAGCUUGUACUCAAACCUUUUCUGAAACCAAAAAUCCGUCAUUAGAUAUUUAUCGCAAUGUCGUAUCCAAUAAUUAUUGCAACCCAGCUGUUCCACACGUUGAUGAUGUGUUUAUGUGCUUCCUCUAUUUGCCAACUCCCUGGUCUCGUGUGGCUUGGAACAAUUUCACUGCGAAAUGCCACUUCAGACCCUGUAGCUCAAAAGUCCAGGUCGACUUUUUCUUUACCUCCCCCCCCUCCCCCCUCCCCCCUCCCCUGGACCCCCAUCCGAAAAAAAGAAAGAAGCUGAAUCCCGAGACAAUUGAGGAAUUGUUAAAUUCAACACUCUACAUCGAAGGGAUCGGUGUAAACGAGUCAUUAAGAUGAGCUACUCAAUACUAUGUGAAAAAAUACACAAUCUGAAAGCGA